AUGGCGAUGCUUGCUUUACCUAGCUCUGGUGGGACCUUUGCGGAACGAGAUGAUCAGGUCCUCGUAGAUGCCCUUCCAUAUCUGGAUACGGAAUACAACGAUGCAGACAGGCAAACUGCUCUGAGAUUAAUUGAUCAGGAGUGCAAGAUUUUUCGACCCACCAAGAAUUACCUGAAACAUCUUCCUGUUCCGGAUUUCGAUGUGUUUCUCACGCCGUGUAUGUUAAAAGAACAUGCAAGAAUGUCAAAGAAGCAGGAGAUGCCAAAGUUAGAUAUGAGUCGAUGUGAACUCCCGUGCCCAUCUGGUACAUCGCGAGCUGGAGAUAAAGUUCAGUGGAGGAAGGCUAUAAAGAACGCCAAGGCUCAAAAUGAACAUCUGGUGAUGCGGCAGAUCAACCUCGAACUUAUGGAAGAUUAUGCUGCUGAAAGUUAUCUGCGAAGAAACAGGGAAUUAGAACAACUUUGCACAGAAGCCGAACGGGAGCUUAGAAAAACCAAAGAACAGGUAAUGGAGAUUCAUGCAAGGCGUAAGAUGGCGCAGUUAGAUGCGGGAAGACAGCUAAAAGAACUCGAAGGUAGUUGGGUAGCUAUGGUCACUAACAACUACAGAAUGGAACUCGCUAACAAUCAGUUGGCAGCAACAAAUGCUCAAAUGGCAAAAAGACUACGGAUUGAUCUGGAUGCGUUGGAGAAAUAA
Messenger RNA from Necator americanus (New World hookworm), 696 nucleotides. RefSeq lists its product as uncharacterized. NCBI's taxonomy places the organism in Eukaryota, Metazoa, Nematoda, Chromadorea, Rhabditida, Ancylostomatidae. Gene Ontology annotation, biological process: mRNA processing. The transcript has 7 exons. The record is from RefSeq and is a predicted model, not a curated record. Gene Ontology annotation, cellular component: Prp19 complex; precatalytic spliceosome; catalytic step 2 spliceosome. Bases 1 to 696 code for a protein of 231 amino acids.